Ipomoea nil (Japanese morning glory) is the source of this 2521-nucleotide messenger RNA. RefSeq names its product zinc finger CCCH domain-containing protein 16. The transcript has 9 exons. NCBI's taxonomy places the organism in Eukaryota, Viridiplantae, Streptophyta, Magnoliopsida, Solanales, Convolvulaceae. Gene Ontology annotation, cellular component: spliceosomal complex; U2AF complex. Gene Ontology annotation, biological process: mRNA splicing, via spliceosome. Gene Ontology annotation, molecular function: pre-mRNA 3'-splice site binding; metal ion binding. The record is from RefSeq and is a predicted model, not a curated record. The coding region runs from base 105 to 2354 and encodes 749 amino acids.
GGCCUAAAACCCUGUUUCUCAAAUUAAAUAUAGCGAGCAAAGCUGAAGCAAAUGGUGUGAAUUGGGAGUUGAACGCGACAGUGUGUUUGGAGCCAAAGCCAUAGAUGAUGAUGACAGAUCUGAAUACAAAUGAACUAGACGUCGAGCAAUCCAUGGAGGGCAUGCUGAGUUGCUCAGCAACAGAGACGACAUGUGCGAUCAGGAAGGAGAAGAGAAAAGCGGCAAAGAAGGACAAGAGGAAGCAGAAGAGGAGGGAGCUGGCGGAGAAGUUACGAAUAGAAGAGGACGCUCGCAUCAACGAUCCGGAGGAGCAGCGCAGGAUUCAGCUGGAGGAGGAGGCGGAGAAUCAGAGGCUAGAGAGAGAAAGGAAGGAAUUCGAGGAGAGAGAGCGGCUAUUUCUCGAGGAACUAGCUCGCAGAAAAGCUGAGGAGGAAGAAGAAGAGCGGAUAAGAGCUAUUGAAGAAGAAGAGAGGUUGAAACAAAACCAGGCUGCCUGUGAAAACGAAGAAAAGGACGAUGAAGAGUGGGAAUAUGUAGAAGAUGGGCCUCCUGAAAUCAUAUGGCAAGGAAACGAGAUAAUUGUCAAGAAAAACAGAAUUAGAGUGAAAAAGAAAGAUGUGGAACAUCUGGCCGUUAAAGAGGAUCCGUCUAGGCCAACUUCAAAUCCUUUACCUCCACAAUCUGAAGCUUUUGACGAAUACAAUAAUGCUUCCACACUUUCAGCACAAGGGCUGUUGGAAAAUGUUGCUCAACAGACUCCAAAUUUUGGGACAGAACAAGAUAAAGCUCAUUGUCCUUUCCACAUCAAAACAGGAGCUUGUCGCUUUGGGGCACACUGCAGCCGUAUUCACUUUUAUCCUGACAAAUCCUGCACAUUACUUGUGAAAAACAUGUACAAUGGACCUGGCCUUGCCUGGGAGCAAGAUGAGGGGCUUGAGUGCACAGAUGAGGAGGUUGAACAUUGUUAUGAAGAAUUUUAUGAGGAUGUGCAUACAGAAUUUUUGAAGUUUGGAGAGAUAGUAAAUUUCAAGGUAUGCAGAAACAGUUCAUCCCAUUUACGGGGGAAUGUCUACGUGCACUAUAAAUCAUUGGAUUCCGCUGUGCUUGCUUAUCAUUCUAUAAAUGGUCGUUAUUUUGCUGGCAAACAGAUUAUAUGUGAAUUUGCUAGCGUGACAAGAUGGAAGGUUGCUAUAUGUGGGGAGUUUAUGAAAUCAAGGCUUAAGACAUGUUCUCGUGGAACAGCAUGCAAUUUUAUCCACUGUUUCAGAAACCCUGGUGGAGAUUAUGAAUGGGCAGAUUGGGAUAAGCCACCCCCAAAUUACUGGAUAAAAAAGAUGGCUGCAUUGUUUGGCUAUUCAGAAGAGUCUAUCUAUGACAGGCAAAUUGAGCGAGAAGACUCUGAACAUAUCAGGCAUCACUCUGAAAGAUCUCAGUCAAGAGAGAGUCGAUGGUCUCGAUCAAGAGAGGAUAGGAGUUUAACAAGCCAUAAGGAACACGAUGUUCGAAGAAGAGAACAUAGAAAGCACCCCAAAGGUGUUGAUGAGAAAAGAUGUGAAGAAGAGAGAAAUUCUAGAACUAACCAGCGUCAUAAAAAUAGCUCUUAUGAUGAUAGCAAAUCUGACAGACAUUGGUCGGCUAAACAUAGAGAUGGACUUGACCACUGUGAUAGCACCAGGAAAAGAUCAAGACAUCCGGUGUCUGAAAGAUCAGAAUCUCAAGAUCGUCGUGAUGACGGGAAGAGCAGAAGUAGUAGCACUGAUUCUGAUUCAGAUUCAGAUUCAGAUUUGUUUGGCAGAAAAAGAGAGGGGGAUGCUGAACUUGGACACACUACAAAGAACACAAGACAUGUAAAGAAGGCACCCGAAGGCCUAGAUGAUUUGGCAUACAGCAAAAGUAGAGCAUACAGUACUGAUAGAAACAGAGAAUCACACCACAAUGCCAGGGGAAGAAGCUCCAGUAAAUAUCAAAACACUGUGUCUGUAUCAUCAGAUGAUCAUUGGGAUAACAAGACCAAAUCUCCUCGUAGAAAUGCCAAUGGAGAUCAGACUGCUGGGGUCAAAGAUAGCCAGCGAGCAAACAGCAGGAAAUCCUCAAGGUGUUUGAAUGAAGUCUCGCUUGAUAACGAUGAUGUUCAAGAAUAUAAAAGAUCCGACGAGGAUCAUUCUGGGUAUGUGGGGAGCAUAUCCCAGAGUCCCAGAUACCACACUGGUGAAGAUAUUGAUGAAAGAGGCAGGUGGGGAGCAUAUGGGAAACAUGUGGAAUCCAGCAAGAGAAAGGCAUCUGAUUAUAGCCAUAAGGAGCGUAAGAAAAAGCACAGAAGUCAUCACAGCAGAAGUGAUAAAGGUGAUUCUUAAAACGCGGCUAGUGGAGAUAUAUAUAUACUAUCUGAUAAACGUUGAAAAUAGAUUCUGUACAUUCAUAUGCUUAUCUUGUUCAUACGCAAUUACACGCAUGAGACCAGAGUAGAAUGUGAAAUCGUUCUUCCCUGCCUUUUUCUGAGUUAUGUGCUCUUAUUUGUUUA